This is a messenger RNA of Eruca vesicaria subsp. sativa (arugula), 1095 nucleotides long. NCBI's taxonomy places the organism in Eukaryota, Viridiplantae, Streptophyta, Magnoliopsida, Brassicales, Brassicaceae. The record is from the annotation of a GenBank genome assembly.
AUGUGGCGCAGCUCCUUUCAUAUCGCCCCAUCCCUGACACAUCUCAUACGUGUGACCAGCCUCUCUCAUUGGUCAACUCCCUUACAAAAACUGACGUGGCUAACUAUAAUUGAACCUCUCGAUGACGUGGAUCUCGUCGACCAAUCAACUGCAGCCGCCGCCGUCGAAGCGGUGGAGAAAACCAUGUCCGCCGCCGCAACCACCGCAUGGGACGAGGUCUACGGUCUCGAGGAGCAACAAAGACGGCACCUUCAGCGACUCCACGCGAUGGGCGUUUUAUGGAAACACCCCGGAAAAGGACAAACCUCAUCUCCUCCCGUCGUUUUCCGCCUCUCUCACGGCGGAGAAGUCUCCUCCGACGGGAACUGUCUCUUCACCGCGUCGCAGAAGGCAAUGGGGGCGUGUGGGGUCGACGCUCGGGACCUAAGGCGGCGAACGGUGAGGAGGUUUCUCGAGGAUUUCGGAUCUGUGGGAGAGGAAGAGAAGAGGGUUGUCACGGAGGCGAUUAGGCAUAUGUAUUCGCCGGAUCUGAAGAGUGGGUGGGGGAUUCAUAUAGUUCAGGAGGAGAAGCUGCUUGCUAAGAAAGAUGAGCGUGAGAGUUUAGAUUCGGCCAUUGAUGAGCUUAUGCAAAUCGGAAUGCAAAGAGAAACAGCUGCAGAGUCAAUCUACAGAGAGAGAUGUUUACCGGUGAACGAUGGGCCUAGUUGGGCCAAGUACAUGUCGAUAUCAGGGUCAUCAGAAGAUGAGUAUGAUAUAAUCACUUUACAGUAUACGGAAGAUGGUUUGUUAUCUGUAGAUGAGAAUAGACAAGGACAUGCAGCUGCUUUUGGGGAUGAUAUUGCUAUUGAAUGUCUCGCUACAGAAUUCAAACGAGAAAUCUAUGUGGUGCAAGCGCAUGGAGCAGAUGGGAUGGUGGAGGAAGAGAACUGUGUGUUCUUCCUUCCUCAUAAGCCAAGAAGUGAAGUUAUUGAGUCUCCACUCUUUCUAUUCAUGAAAGGGACAGGAUGGUGUGGUGGUGGAGCAGAUCAUUACGAGCCAUUAAUAGCAAAUGCAUCUCCAAUGUUAUCUCAUGAGAAAGUAGCCCUCGUUUUGUGA